This is a messenger RNA of Dracunculus medinensis (Guinea worm), 1926 nucleotides long. The record is from the annotation of a GenBank genome assembly. Lineage: Eukaryota; Metazoa; Nematoda; Chromadorea; Rhabditida; Dracunculidae.
AUGCUCUUAUUUAUUUCCGCGCGCAGCCUAGAAAAUGAGGGUAAUUAUUAUUACGGAAUUCCCCUCGGUGUUCUUCGUUAUAGCAAAGAUAGGACGCAUGCGGAAGUUUUCGCUGCAGAUGAUCAGACAAUUAUAUUCCAUAAAUUCACUCAUCAACCACAACAGCUUGGAUGCACUUCAAUAAUGAUUGGGCCACAAAGAAGUAAAGACAGCGAUUGGGAACAAAGCAACGGGGUUUUGCUGCAGUUAUCAAGAUCAGAAUUCGCUAAAAGGUUAACUCGAAUCAAACGUUCGCCGCAACUCGCAUUUAGCCUACAAUCAAUGUUUAAUUGGCCAACAGAAUUCGAUCAUCUGAAAUUACCUGAAAAAAUCAAAUCGAGACCGAUCAAGUCUUUUAUAAACCAUAAAAAUCCUUUCGCUGGAAUCGACAUUGCAAUUAGCAAUACAUUAAACGUUUCUCGUCCACACAAAGAUAUCAUUAUCAAUGAUACUGCUUUUAGUGAUAGCACUAAAAUUUUUCAAGAGCUUACCACUUCGACUAUAUCUGGAGUUGUGUCAUCUCGACGACCGCCAAUCAUUACAACACUGUUCAAUAAAGAAUCAUCUACAGGCACCGACUUUACUCUAACCAUAUGUUAUAUAAACUAUAUAUUAAGAAUAAUUCUUCAUAAAUAUCAAAAAGCAAAUAUCAAAGAUCAAAAUCAAGAAAUAAAUAAGCCUGAAAAUGCAUUGACUAAUGAGCAAGAAAGCUUCUUUUCUAAGAUAACGAAUUUCCCAGCAAGAAGCAUUCCCGCAGAAGUUACAGAAUCGCAGCUCGAAGUACCGAAAGAAAUCGCAGUUACAAUUCAAAAUGAAUUUACUGAUCGCUUUAUCCCAAAGUUAUUUCAUGAGAUAAAAAAGUCACCAGAUAAAGGACCAGGAAUGAUCGUAAUCAACCCAGAUACUGGUGAAGAAAUUGAUUUAGAGGAGCCUAGUCUUGUGAAUGUAAAUAUGGACCGAGAAGUUUCUUAUUUGUUAUUUUAUCGAAAGAAAUAUUUUCAAGAUUGGGAAACUGGAACCAGCCAAGGUCAACUAAAAAAACAAAUAAAUGGUCCAAACUUGCUUCAUCAAGAAGUUCUCAAGAUGGAUAUUGAGGAAGUUUCGCCUGAAGAAAAUAUAUAUGGUAAAUCGACGCCUUUAUAUUGGGUUGUAGAAGAUCCUCGAAUGAAAAGACGUAGACAAAAGAAAAUUCAGAGGAUAAAGAAUGAGAAAGAAGCACGAAAUGUUGAUGUGAUAUUGCCACCAGCUGAAGAUAUAUCAAUGUUGCUUGCAAUUUCAACCAAGUCUCAACCAGAAUUAAGUUAUGCUUCCUUGCCACCCUUAACAACAGUUGGGUUGCGCGAAUCUUCGCAUAAAAAAUAUCAAUUGCCUUUAUUAAUUGGUGAAACAGUCGCCUUUCUACUAUCUGAUGAUGCGAAACUUGCAGAUUAUCAGUGGAUUGGCAUCUAUGAUAUAUGUAAAGACAAAGCAAUCCCUCUCAUAUCUCUAAAAAAUGUGGAUCCACCAAGAAGAGAACGCAUUGCUCCACUCGUGGGUUGGUCUCACAACAUUUCUUCGCAUGGAGUAGAGAUUUUGAAUUGCAAUACCAUUCUCAUUCCAGGCUUUGUUUACGAUGGUGGUAACUCGCCACAAGGGACAUAUUUCUACAUAGGCAUUGGUCAUUUUCCUGAUUUCAUUGAAAAACAAAUGCGCACCAAAGUCGUUGGUACCCCACUUCAUGAGCCACUGCGAAACUAUUAUGAUGAGGAUAUUAUAAUACGAUUACCAAAUGCAUAUCGCACUUUUGAUAUCGACUUCAUCUCUAUAUUUAACGAAAUAGAAAAAAAAUCAUAUGGCUACGUUACCAUUCCGAGCCUAUUAGUGCCUCCUUGCAAAGAAGAUGAAUAA